ACGUCCCACCCAAUCAGAGGAUGGAGCAGGAGUACGGACCGGAGCUCUUUAAUGUUGGGAUCGUUGACGUCACGGGGUGGUGAGAAAUACGGGACGGUUGGUAGUGACGUUUAGUGCUGCUGUCGUGACGUAAACUGUGGGAUCUGAAGAGGCUGCGGUGGGUUACAUAGUCAGAUUUUGUUCAGAUUUUUGUCAGCAAAACUUUAAUCACUACUGAGGAAUGGAGGAAAAAGAAAGAUGUGGUUGAGCGUUUUCUGCCUUCUGAUUCAUUCUUGGAACUAAACCUAUCUGCUUAUUAUGAGCUCCUGCUUUUGAGGAAAAUUCUGGACCACCCUUACUGCAGUACCACAAACCUUUUGGCCUUUGUUCAGUUGGACUUGGAAUGGGAUAUGAGUGCAAAAUAUCCCUGGAACGUUAAUUCCAACAGUUGUGGUUCUUUAGCUUUCCGAUACCGAUAGCUCAUUACCGAGCCUACACCAUGAGUUGCGUUCCAUGGAAAGGGGACAAGGCAAAAUCUGGAUUGGAGGCCCAAGAACCUCUUCCUCCACAAAUCUACCAUGAGAAGCAGCGUCGGGAACUCUGUGCCCUGCAUGCCUUGAACAAUGUCUUCCAGGAUGCUGGAGCAUUCACCCGAGAAACCCUGCAGGAGAUAUUUCAAAGGUUGUCCCCCAACACUUUAGUGACUCCUCACAAGAAGAAUGUGUUGGGUAACGGGAACUAUGAUGUCAAUGUUAUUAUGGCAGCACUUCAGACCAAGGGAUAUGAAGCUGUAUGGUGGGACAAAAGGAGGGAUGUCAAUUUGAUAUGUCUUUCUAAUGUUACUGGGUUUAUUAUGAACCUUCCAUCAAGUCUGUCUUGGGGACCCCUUAAGCUUCCACUCAAAAGGCAGCACUGGAUAUGUGUACGUGAGGUAGGAGGCAACUACUACAACCUCGACUCCAAACUGAAAAGGCCGGAGUGGAUUGGGAGUGAAGAUGAUCUAAGGAAAUUUUUCAGAUAUCACUUAAGAGGCAAAAACUGUGAGCUGCUUUUAGUGGUACCGGAGGAGGUUGAAGUUCAUCAGCGCUGGAGGACUGAUCUAUAAUCAACCAAACCAUAAACUUUUUUUUCUUUCUAUUUUUUUGUUUUUUUUUUCAUUCACUACAAUGAUGAUUUACGUGGUAUUGACAAUCUCUGUAUCUCCCCAACUUUCUCCUCUGGAAAAAUGUCAGGUGAAGUAGUUAAAACUCUUCUUGUUUUUGUCCUGGUGGUGCAAUAUGGAGGAGCAGGCUGGGGGAUUUCUAUAUGUGUAUACGGAUGCUGCAGGGGCCGCUUCAUCUCAGCGUGAUAUCAAGAAGCAGCACAAGAAUGGAGACCUGAAAGCUAUGCAGCAGUGCUGGGCAACUUUUACAUGUAGCUGGCCCCAUUAUUUGUCACACCGUGUGUUUGAGGCCUGGAUUAUACUAAAACAAUGUUACAUAAAGAAGUCUGAGGAACCCUUGAGUAGACUGGAGGGCCUUAAAAUCCCUUUUUAAGGGCCGCCUCCGGCCCUCCAGUUGUACAGCUCUUUUUAUACAGGGACAGAAUUGAAGAUGGUUGUGGAUGGAGAUUUAGGAAUGGGCAGACUGGUGCUGCAGUGGAAAUAUUUGCUUGGCAAAACUAGUUCUCUUGUUCUGGCUUUUAUUUCAUGCUAAUGGAGUCUGUCACGUCAGAGAUGAUAACUGUUACUUACCCAGUGAGGUCAAAAACAACUUUUUAUGCAUAUUAAAAAAUGGAAAAUCUUGAUUUAAAUCAAACUGAGCCAUCCUUUUCUAUGUAAGACUUCAUCCAAAAUCCUCAGCCCUUUAAAUGCUGUAAUUGUGUGACAAACUAUAGCCAUAUAACUAUAGAAAUAGAAACUUUAUGAAUUGGACCAUGGCAAAAGCAGCUCUAUAUUCAGAGCAAAAGUGAUAUGUUAUGUAAUAAGCCCUUUAGGGUGCAUUGUGCAUUUAUUUUCCCUUUAAACAAGAACUACGAUUCUAAUUAAGCAAAUGUGGAAGCAAAUAGGAAUUAGCUAGAGGCUGCCUUAUGAUGGGAGGGUGUGAGUUUUAUUUGGAAGAAGCACUAACUUGCCCUCCAGAUUCACUUAUAAGGCCCUCUUUUGUUUUGGGUCCCUGCAGAUGCAUUUGAUUGCUACAUACACUUGGCCAGAGGCAAACCAGGAUGUUUUAGUUUAACGGUGGGGGGGGACAGAGCUCUCCUUAAGAUACUUGCAGGUUAACGUGCUUACAGACCAUUGAUAAUUUUUUUUGUAUAUAUAAUAUAUAUAAUAUAUAUAUAUAUAUAUAUAUAUAUAUAUGCCACAUUGCUGCACUUCUAUUAUAGUACUGUAUCGCUAGGGCCAAGAACAGGUGGCACAGUUGAUGACUUGCUGUAGCAAAGCAGUAUGGCAGUCACACUGAUGUGUAUGUAACUAAAUAUGCUUAUACAGCGGGAAGUGCUGUUAAGGGAAAAUAAAUAGACUUUUAAGCACUCAGUGCCAGCAACAGAAACUAUUUGGGGGCCUCCCCUUAUGGGCCUAGUAAAUCUAUUUUUUGCCUGUUCAUUGGGUUCCUUCUUGAAACAAUACUUUGUGCGAUUGUAGUAUAGUACAAAUUCACCUAAUCACCAGCAGUAACAUUGGGACUGUGUGAUAAUGCCAUUCACAUUGCUCUUGGCUAAGCUAUCUAUUGGAGAACAUUGGCUUUUGCUUACUGCAUUCUGAUUCACACAACCUUUCCAACCUAUUCUGAGAUGUGUGCCUCACUAUCACAAUAGUCCAUGUUGUAUAAAUGAACAACUCUUUGUUUUCAUGCUGAAAAUCUUAACUUAUAUUGCAUGUUAUAAAGUAGAAUGUUUAAUACAAACUGAAUAUGUAAGAACCACAGUGAAAGGCCUGUUACACAGCAGCAUGGUUGUCCUUGGCUUUGCCAACUUUGCAGGGAAAUCCCAAGUUUGUUACAUUUUUAUGUAGGGAAUAAUGCACUCCCUGUUGUAAAAUAUAAGGAUAUGAGAAGAAUUUUCAUGACCAUAUAAAGACACGAGCCACAGGCCAUUUGCUUUUAUGAAGGUCAUGAAACUCUGAUGUAAAAUCUUUGACUGAUAUAUUUCGUGGGAAACAACAUUUUUAUAAUACACAAGUAUCAAUUCAUGACAAAAGUGACAUCACUAAGCACUGAAUAUAACUGAUAACCGCACUAAGCACUUAUAAGGAUAUAUUUUAUGGCUCUUGUGUAUUAUAUGUGAUGUAAUCACAGGCCUUUGUACCAGAGAUUGACUGGGUGCGGAUCUUCUAUGUAGCCAUAUGUUUAAGGCUCGGUUGCAAGUGAACAGUUGAACAGUGUUCUUUUUAAGUCUUGUUUAUGUCCCUCAUCCCAGGCUGCUCCUUGUGUAACUGCAUGAUGUGCUGUCUCCGAGUUCUCACGGAAGGGGCCAGUUUUCUGAUCAUUUCUUGUGAGGCUUUGCUUCAGUGCUGUUCUACUCACACAGUUGUCCAAUUAAUGUCUUUGCCAGUUACUUUCCUUCCUCACUGUGGGGUUGUUCACCUUCAAGUAAAUUUUUCAUAUGUUAAAGAAUGAUAAAUUCUUAGCAACUUUUCAAUUGGUUUUUAUUUUUAAUAGUAUUUGAAUUAUUUGACUCCUUCUUCUGACUUUAUAAAGCUUUCAAAUGGGGGUCACUGUCCCCAACAGCCCAUAAACAAUUGCUCUGUGAGGCUACAAUUUUAUUGCUAUUGUCAUUUUUUUUAUUACUAAUCUUUUCAUGCAAACCUUUUUUAUAUGCUAGUCUUUAAUUCAGAUCACUGCCUGGUUGCUAGGGUACUUUGGACCCUAGAAACCAGAUCGCUACUGAAAUUCAAACUGGUCAAAAAGCUAAAUAAUUUAAAAACCAUAAGCAUUGAAAAAAUGAAGACCAACUGAAAGCUGUCUCAGAUUAUUACUCUCUACAUCAUAUUAAAAGUAAAUACAAAGGUGAACAACCCCUUUAAGUCUUCUAUUCAGUCAGCUAAGAUUAUAAUGGAUAUGAUCUCCUAUAGGGCACAACUAGUCUGUUACAGCCAAGGGCUGUAAGUAAGGGUUGGGGGUAUGGUUAUAUGCAGUCACUUUGGUAAGGUUCAGUGUUGCCUGUUGCAAUUUUAUUUAGUGUUUGACGGCUAAUGUUCCUGUUACGCUGCAUAACCAGCAUUACACAGCAGUGCUAAAUGUGCUUAAUUCUGAUUUUGGUUUAUGUGUAUGCUUACUAAGCAGGAGUAAGCUGUGUACCUUUAGCAAAAUAUUCCCGUUGGGCAGCCAUUUCUUCCAUGCAGUUAAGUGUCCUGACCACAUGGUUUGUGCUUUGCACCAAUACUAUGGUAACACGCACCCUGAUCCAAAAGCGGCUAUGCCACAGAGCCGUAAAAACCUUCUGUCCAUAAAAGUAAUUUGAGUCUAAAGAUUUUAUAGAAAUUCUUCCCCCGGAGCACUGUCUCAAAUUAGAUUGCAGAAAUGGAGACUCAAGUAAAAAGCAGUUGAAAAA
This is a messenger RNA of Xenopus tropicalis (tropical clawed frog), 4509 nucleotides long. It is a transcript of the gene josd1, whose product is annotated as Josephin domain containing 1. Gene Ontology annotation, cellular component: cytosol; cytoplasm; plasma membrane. Gene Ontology annotation, molecular function: hydrolase activity; deubiquitinase activity; cysteine-type deubiquitinase activity. The record is from RefSeq and is marked provisional. Gene Ontology annotation, biological process: protein deubiquitination. Lineage: Eukaryota; Metazoa; Chordata; Amphibia; Anura; Pipidae.